Molecule: messenger RNA, 1135 nt
Organism: Hyalella azteca
Lineage: Eukaryota; Metazoa; Arthropoda; Malacostraca; Amphipoda; Hyalellidae
Exons: 3
Source: RefSeq, a predicted model, not a curated record
AAUAAACAAUAGAGAUAUGACUAUGAGAGGAACGUAAAGAUGAUCGGACGGAUGAUGAUAGUUGGAAGUUAAAGACUAAUGAGUGAAUGUGAAAACAAUAGUUGAACUAAUUCCAUUACCAUAUUUAAAUUAUUUCAACCAUGAUUAAAAGUGAAAACGACGUAAACUCCCUAAGCAGUUUUGCUAAUUGAUAGAAAAUAAGAAUAUUUUAUUCGAAAAUGGAACUCGGGAUUUUGCUGCACUACAUUUGAUGAUUUGAUGCGCGACCGGUGAUGCGCGGGACUUUUGAAUCUCUUUAAGUUAGGUUAGCUUGGUUUGCUGAUUCAGUCAUUCAGAAGACAUUAAAAUAAAAUUGUUGGUGAUGUGUUAGGAUUUGGGAGUAGUUGAGAAGUGUUGCCGGUAGCACCUAGUAGUAAGAACUACGAGUUGUAUAAUUCGAUAAUCACAUGAUGACUACGAAGCUGUUUUGAAUUCAUGCUAGAAAGAUUCCAUUUAGUUUUGUUUAGAACGUUCUAAACAAAACUCGCUAAAUCGUUAUUAGAUCGUUCCAGCAUUGAGCCAUUGACGCUAACGGCAGUCGCAAAGUUGAAAUCGGCACUCACUCGUGUGCCACUGUGGCACUGCGCUGGUUGCUGACUUGCUGUAAGUUUCUACAUCAGACUACGUGAAUUGAAAAUUUUGCCUUGUUGUUAAUAUGAACGUAGCUAAAACGCCUAAUUGCAAUGUGGAAAUUAAAGCGACCAUUCGCGAUUUUGUUAGCUUUUGCACCAUUGCUAAAGAGGUUUCCAAUACUAGUGCCAUAAUAAUUCUUCAGGAAGAUACAUUCUUUGAUGUUCCAAAAGGUCGUUUGAAGCUAAGAAAGAAGACCGAGGAAGGAAAAGUGGAGGAGCAGUUGAUAUACUAUGACCGUCCUGACACACCUGGGCCUAAGACCAGCAGCUUCUACCUGGUGCAAGGCAGCAGUGUGGAGGGAGGCUUGCAGCCUCUUCAGGAUCUGCUGACUGCAUGCCUAGGAGUGCGAGGUCGCGUGCUCAAGACUCGCCACCUUUACCUGCUGGGGCAAACUCGUCUGCAUGUAGAUCGUGUUGUGGGGCUAGGAGACUUCAUGGAGCUCGAGGUGGGCCUAACAAACAAU